AUGGCUUUUGACAGCUUCAGCCGGGAAGAACGACUUGUUCUCGUGACGGGUGGCAUCGUGGCCGUGUCUGCCCAGUUCCAAGGCUGGAAGUUUGCGGCCUAUGCAAUAGCAGCCGGCGUGUUCGUUUGCCUGCUGGAAUAUCCCCGCGGGAAAAGGAAAAAAGGUUCCACCAUGGAGAGAUGUGGCCAGAAGUAUUUGACAGUGGUGGUGAAGGUGUUUGGACCCCUCACUAGGAAUUACUACAUUCGCGCCAUCCUACACGCAAGUUUGGCUGUCCCCGCGGGGUUCCUGCUAUCCACCAUCCUGGGCACUGUAUGCCUGGCUAUAGCAAGUGGCAUCUACUUACUGGCUGCCAUCCGUGGCGAAGAAUGGCAUCCCAUUGAACCCAAGGCGUGGGAGCGGCAGGAAGUGGGAACCACGAUUAAACACCCGCCGACCAACCCGCCGCCUCGACCACCCGCAGAAGCGCGCAGGAAGCAAGCCGACGAGGAAGCCACGGCUCAAGGGAAUGUUCACCAAACAGCACAAUAAAAUGUUAGAUCAGGUUUCCCUCUCCCUCCAUUUUGGAACUGCUCACUCUCAACAGCAACACAAAUUGUAAAUU
Molecule: messenger RNA, 604 nt
Organism: Gekko japonicus
Lineage: Eukaryota; Metazoa; Chordata; Lepidosauria; Squamata; Gekkonidae
Product: cytochrome b-245 light chain
Exons: 6
Coding region: 1-531 (176 amino acids)
Biological process (GO): superoxide anion generation
Cellular component (GO): NADPH oxidase complex
Molecular function (GO): heme binding
Source: RefSeq, a predicted model, not a curated record